Plectropomus leopardus (leopard coralgrouper) is the source of this 1765-nucleotide messenger RNA. The record is from RefSeq and is a predicted model, not a curated record. Lineage: Eukaryota; Metazoa; Chordata; Actinopteri; Perciformes; Serranidae.
CAUCGACUGCGCUGGUAUUCUGAAGCUGCGUAACGCCGACAUCGAGCUGAAGAAAGGAGAGAUGGAUAUUGGGAGGAAGAACACGAGGGUGCGGGUUGUGUUCAGGGUCGCCGUCCCUCAGCCCGACGGACGGAUGCUGUGGCUGCAGACGACCUCUAACCCUGUGGAGUGCUCCCAGCGCUCGGGCCAGGAUCUUCCUCAGGUGGAGAGCUUCAGUCCAGCCAGCAGUUCUGUGGAAGGAGGCGAAGAGCUGCUCAUCAGCGGGUCAAACAUCAGCACUCAGUCCAGGGUCGUCUUCAUGGAGAAAGGGCCUGAUGGAAGAUCACUGUGGGAGAUGGACGCCAGAGUUGUGUCAGAGAAAUGCAGCGGAUCCAGCAUUGUGGUCGAGGUUCCUCCUUACAAUAAGAAGACGACAGAUCCGGUCCAAGUCCAGUUCUGCGUCUCAAACGGGAAGAGGAGAAGAAGUCUAACGCAGAGCUUCACCUACCUGCCAGGAGUCAGACGGCACCUCCCUGCUGCAGGAGUCAAACAGGAGCGCUGGGAGACAGACCACAUCUCCCACAAUCCCCCUGGCUUCUCCCUGCUGCCCUCCCACGACCGAGUGCUCGGCACAGACUACUACUAUGACUCCUGCGGCAUCCCAGUGCAUUGUGGUCCUCCUUCACAGAGCGCGCCUCCUCUACAUCACCCCCCUCCCCCCUCUGUCCCCCUCCAGACCUCCCUAAUGUUUCCUCUCACCUCCUCCUCCUCCUCUGUCCCCCUUCAGACCCUGAUUCCUCUUCAGACCUUCACCCUCCCUCCCCAGACCUCCUCCAUCCCUCCUCAGAUCUCCUCCCUUUCUCCCCCGUCCUCCUCGGUGCCCCCUCACGCCUUCACCGUCCCCUCUCCCACCUCCUCCGGUGGCCCUCAGAGGGAGCACUCUCCCUCUCUGAGCCCCAGAGGAGCCUUUGUGGCCCCUGCUGACCCCCAGAAGGACUCCCUGCUCUCCGGCCCAGGAGACGCACCGAGCAACAAGCAGGAGCCGGAGGAGCAGCCGGGUCUGGGAUCUUUGGGCCUCCAGGAGAUCACGCUGGACGACGUGAAUGAAAUAAUCGACAGAGACAUCGGCGGUCUGAGCAGCAGAGUCCAGCCCGACCAGUUCGGCCAGUACGACUGGGAGCACAAGUCCAGUGACGCUGCCUUGCCGUUCUGCGGGGGCCCUCGGUAGUCGCUCCGCUUCCUCAGGAGGCGACUUCAGCACUUCUUCUUCUGGACAAAAUCAAACCGACGGUCACGUUUGCACAAAGUGCACCGCGAUGACCUUCAAGUGCCUGAAAGCCAAUCAGAAGCCUCGUCUCAUCAGGGUACCUCAUCCAUCACCGUUUCCGCGUCUGUCUCAGGAAUUUCGGUGCGACGGCGGCUCGCGCCUCAAACCAAAGAGGUUUUUAGCUUUUAACAACCGAACUGUAAAAUACAACAAAAGGGCUGAAAUCCAACUUUUAUAAAAAUCAGAUCAAUCAGUGAUGUCGUCGCAGAGGCUGAAACGAACCUGUCGUUAUUUAUUGGCUCCUUUAAUUAAGAAAUCUAUUUUUGAUACUCUGGAUCUGAUCCAGUAAAAAAAAGUCCUUCAGCUGAUCAUUUACAUUUUUAUAGCUUGGUUUCACUCUGUACGGUUUACAUUUCCUUCGCGAGUAACUUUAACGCUCAGCUGUGUUGGUGUGAAGCUUCAGACACUGAAUCAUAGAAAUGUAUCUUAAAGUUGAAGUAAAAAGAAGGUAAAUACUGA